Molecule: messenger RNA, 2617 nt
Organism: Phascolarctos cinereus (koala)
Lineage: Eukaryota; Metazoa; Chordata; Mammalia; Diprotodontia; Phascolarctidae
Biological process (GO): regulation of transcription by RNA polymerase II
Cellular component (GO): nucleus
Molecular function (GO): DNA-binding transcription factor activity, RNA polymerase II-specific; RNA polymerase II transcription regulatory region sequence-specific DNA binding
Source: RefSeq, a predicted model, not a curated record
UCGGGGUGAGGUGGGUUGUGUGUGUGUGUGUGUGUGUGUGUGUGUGUGGCUCUCCCGUGCUGGGCUGUGCUUCAGAGGAGAAGGCGACAGUGAUAGCGUAAAAACGUCUCCCUGGCGGGGACAGCAAGCAGGCAGGCCCACGCCUCCUCCGUUAGCCGGCCUGCAACCAUCGACCAUCGGCCCCAAGGCCGCGCUGAAAACAUUGGGAUGAGCUCCAGGGCCCGGGGGGAUGAGAAGCAGGAAGUCUGGGGAUGCUGAUGCUCCAGUGAUGCCAAGCCCACUGGACAGGGAAGCCAGGACAUCAGCAAGGAAGCCCUGAGCCCAGGGGACCAUGGAGGCCUUGGACCUCAUGCUGGAGGAGAGAGAAUGGAAAACUGAGCCUGAAACAAAGGAAUCUGUUUCAGAUGACAUUGUUAUGGACAAAUCAUCCCAGGAACAAUACUCAAAAGAUGAUUACCAGUGUGCCAAGUUGGGAGAAGAAUGGAAUUAUGAUCCUGAGAAACCUUCUGUGCACAAUGAAUGUGGGGAAUCAUUCAAGUGUAAUUCAAACCUUUUUCAGGAUCAUAUAAUAUAUAAUGUAAAUCAAACUCGUGAUUAUAAUGAGUUUGGAAAAGACUUAAUGCAGGGUAAACACCAUACCGAGCAUCAGAAAAUCCAUCCUAGAGAGAAACUUCAUGUGUGUAAAGACUGUGGCAAAACUUUUAGCUUCAGCUCAUCCCUUAUGUACCAUCAGAAAAUUCAUACUGGAGAGAAACCUCAUAAAUGUGAUGAAUGUGGAAAAGCUUUCAUUCUUCGAACACAGCUUAAUUCCCACCAGCGAAUUCAUACAGGAGGGAAACCUUACGAAUGUAAUGAAUGUGGAAAAACUUUUAGAUACAAUUCAUCCUUUACAUACCACCAGAAAAUUCAUACUGGAGAGAAACCUUAUGAAUGUUAUGAGUGUGGGAAAGUCUUCAGAGGGAACACACAGCUUAAUUCCCAUCAAAGAAUUCACACAGGAGAGAAACCUUAUGAAUGUGAUGAAUGUGGGAAAACCUUCAAUCAGAGCACACAGCUUACUUUCCAUAAGAGAAUUCAUACUGGUGAAAAACCUUAUGAAUGUAAUGAAUGUGGGAAGGCCUUCAUGCAGAGUGCACAUCUUGUUUCCCACCAAAAAAUUCAUACUGGAGAGAAACCUUAUGAAUGUAAUGAAUGUGGAAAAGCUUUCAGUUCUAGUACAUCCCUUACUUACCACCGGAGAAUUCAUACUGGAGAGAAACCUUAUAAGUGUAAUGAAUGUGGAAAGGCUUUCAUCCAGAGUGCACAUCUUACUUCCCACCAGAAAAUUCAUACUGGAGAGAAACCUUAUGAAUGUAGAGAUUGUGGGAAAGUUUUUAGCUCCAACUCAUCUCUUAUUUACCACCAGAGAAUUCAUACUGGAGAGAAACCUUAUGUAUGUAAUGAAUGUGGGCAGGCCUUCAGAGUGAACACACAGCUUACUUCCCAUCAGAGAAUUCAUACUGGAGAAAAGCCUUAUGAGUGUAAUGAAUGUGGGAAAGCCUUUGUCCACAGCACACAUCUUACCUUCCACCAGAGGAUCCAUACUGGAGAGAAACCGUAUGAAUGUAACGAAUGUGGGAAAGCUUUCAGCUCUGGUUCAUCCCUUACCAACCACCAGAGAGUUCAUACUGGGGAAAAGCCUUAUGAAUGUAAUGAAUGUGGGAAAUCUUUUAGACAUAAUUCAUCCUUUCUUUACCACCAGAGAAUUCACACUGGAGAGAAACCUUAUAUAUGUAGUGAAUGUGGAAAGGGCUUCAUUCUCCGAACACAGCUCACUUCCCACCAGAAAAAGCAUACUGAAGAGAAACUUUAUGACCAUAAUGAAUAUAGAAAAGCUUUUUAAUACAGUGAAUUGCUGAUUUAUUCCCCGGACACUUUGUAGCAGAAGGAAAUGUUCGUGUAAUAAUGUUGGAAAGCCUUCAACUGGAGUAUACACUUUGGCAUCAAGAUGUUUGUCCUGGAAAGACUUACAAAAGUAGUGGAUGUGGGAAAGUAUUCCUUUUAAGCUCAGAGAAACUUUAUAAGGAAUUAUGGGAAGCUCUUCCAACAAAGUGUACACAAUAGAGAAUACCAGAAAAAUACUGGAGAGAAGUCCUGUAAUUGUAAUCCAUGUGGGAAGGGCUUUAAACAUCGAUCACCCUUUAAUUACCAUAAGAGAAUUCUUGAAAGUGAAUUUUUUGGAGAACAUAACUGACUCCUUUUGUUCUGUGUUGGCCAUUUUUCUAUGUAGGAACCCUGCAUGAACUGAAGGACCAGCUGCUAUAGUUGGUUCUCUUCAACUUCUUCUUUCAUCCUCUAAUUGGUACAAAAAAGACUUGAUUGCUGAAAAAGGAGGAUUCAGCAGUCUCUGGAAUGUCUUCCCUCCCUUAUCUAGCCUGACAGGUAGUUCCCUUUGACUGAGUGAAAUUAGCUGUGCUAAAAAGGGCACAUCCCUUCUCAGUCUCCUGUAGCUAAUCGUAUACACUUUCUUUGAAAAGUCCAUGUUUUUCUUUGUAACACCAGUUGCAUUUUAAUGAACAGCCAUCUGUUUUCUUUUUUCCUUUGUUUCAUGUAAUGUAUAAAUAAUGUGAAAGACAUA